This is a messenger RNA of Ramularia collo-cygni, 858 nucleotides long. Its product is annotated as probable catechol O-methyltransferase. Gene Ontology annotation, molecular function: O-methyltransferase activity. The record is from RefSeq and is a predicted model, not a curated record. The coding region runs from base 1 to 858 and encodes 285 amino acids. Lineage: Eukaryota; Fungi; Ascomycota; Dothideomycetes; Mycosphaerellales; Mycosphaerellaceae. The transcript has 3 exons.
AUGCCACACUUCGACGAAACAAAAGCCUAUGCCGCUCAAGAAGAAGUCUUCUUCGACGAUGGUCGCGAAAUUGAGCUUCUGCAUUACGUCUACAACCGCGAAGACAUUGAAGAGCUCCGCAAUAACCCAACCAAAGUCCUGCAAGCGAUUGACGAAUAUGGACGUUCGCAGAAAUAUCUCAUGAAUGUUGGAGAGGACAAGGGUAAAAUAGUAACGGAUUUGAUCGCGGAAGUGAAGCCGGAGACGAUGGUGGAACUAGGUGGCUACAUCGGCUACUCCUGUCUCCUCUUCGGCGCAGCUCUCAAAGCCGCAGGAGGAAAACGCUACUACUCUCUCGAACGCAACCCCGAAUUCGGCGCCGUGAUCGCCUCGCUCGUUCACCUCGCCGGACUAUCCGAUAUCGUGCACGUAGAAAUCGGUUCCAGCGAUGCAUCUCUCGCACGAUUGCACAAAGCCGGAUUGCUGAAAAAGAUUGAUCUCAUGUUCUUGGACCAUUACAAACCAGCUUACACCACGGAUUUGAAACUUUGCGAGGAAUUGGGAAUGGUGGGUAAGGGAUCUGUGUUGGCSGCGGAUAAUGUUAUCAAGCCGGGUAAUCCUCCUUAUCUGGAGUAUGUGAGGAGUUCGGUCGCGGAGAAGAGGGAGAGGGCGAGCAAGCAGGAGGGAGAGACGAAAGUUGAUGAGAGGUUCGCGGAGAGAACGGGCAAGCAGUAUGCCAACCGCGUGGCAGAGGAGAAGCUGGGUGCCACUUUGGGGAACCCAAAUUUGGUCUAUGAGAGCCAGCUGGUGAACAGCUUCGAGCCUACUGGCGUGCCGGACGGAGUUGAGAUCACGAGAUGUGUUGGCGAAGAGAGCUGA